This is a messenger RNA of Orcinus orca (killer whale), 2140 nucleotides long. RefSeq names its product amyloid beta precursor protein binding family B member 3 (gene APBB3). The transcript is spliced from 13 exons. Gene Ontology annotation, molecular function: transcription factor binding; amyloid-beta binding. The record is from RefSeq and is a predicted model, not a curated record. The coding region runs from base 341 to 1822 and encodes 493 amino acids. Gene Ontology annotation, cellular component: nucleus; cytoplasm. Gene Ontology annotation, biological process: regulation of DNA-templated transcription. Lineage: Eukaryota; Metazoa; Chordata; Mammalia; Artiodactyla; Delphinidae.
CUCGUGCGCGUGUGCGCUCCGCGCAAGUUCGCCUGGCGGAUCUUCCGCCGCUUGAUGAGCUCACAAUUGAGCUAUGAUGUCAGCGUGCGCGCCGCGGACCUUGCUCCUCCUCCAGACCUUCGCACGCCAACGCGCGGCAACUGGGGGAUCAGGACGGCUGUUUUCACGCGCCACCUUUCGACAGGAGGCGCUGCUCAGGCGGGUCCUUUCCCGCCCCAGGACCCGGCCCCUGCCCCGCCCCGUAUUUGUGCGGCGCCAGCUGGCCAGGCCGAUUCCAGCGCAGAGGCUGGACUUGUAGGCGCAGCAGCUCCGGAGGCGAGCUGGGGACGCGACCAGGGCUAUGCUGGGCAAGGAUUACAUGCUGGCCAUCAUUCUGGUCAACUGCGAUGAUGACUUGUGGGGGGACCAGAGUCUGGAGGGGGAGCCAGGUUUGCCCCCUGGCUGGAGGAAGAUCCGCGAUGCUGCAGGUACUUAUUAUUGGCAUGUACCCAGCGGUAGCACCCAGUGGCAGCGCCCAACCUGGGAGUCAGGAGAUGCAGAGGACCCAGGCACGAAGACGGAGGGAAUUUGGGGACUUCGGCCCCCCAAGGGGAGAUCCUUCUCCAGCCUGGAGAGCUCACUGGACCGGAGUAAUUCUCUGUCCUGGUAUGGUGAAGAAUCCUACAUCCAGAGAAUGGAGCCAGGGGCUAAGUGCUUCGCAGUCCGCUCUCUGGGCUGGGUAGAAGUACCUGAAGAGGACCUGGUACCAGGGAAGAGCAGUAUUGCAGUCAAUAACUGCAUCCAGCAGCUGGCCCAGACUCGUAGCCAGAGCCAGCCCCCGGAUGGUACCUGGGGCGAGGGCCAGAACAUGCUGAUGAUCCUGAAGAAGGAUGUGAUGAGCCUGGUGAAUCCCCUGGACCACAGUCUGAUCCACCGCCAGCCUCUGGUGCACAUUCGUGUAUGGGGUGUGGGCAGCUCCAAGGGCCGUGACAGCCCCAUCUCUGACCCUGCCAGGGACUUCGCUUUUGUGGCGGGUGACAAAGACAGCUGUAUGCUCAAGUGCCAUGUGUUUCGCUGUGACGUCCCUGCCAAGGCCAUUGCCAGUGCCCUACACGGGCUCUGUGCCCAGAUCUUGUCAGAGCGAGUAGGGGUCAGUGGUGAUUCCCCUUGCUGCUCACUAGACCCCAUCUCCCCUGAAGACCUGCCUCAACAAGUGGAGCUACUGGAUGCGGUGAGCCAGGCUGCUCAGAAGUACGAGGCACUGUACAUGGGGACCCUGCCAGUCACCAAAGCCAUGGGCAUGGACGUGAUGAACGCGGCCAUUGGUACCCUCACCACCCAUGGGGACCGGGACGCCUGGGUCCCUGCCAUGCUCAGCAUAUCUGACUCUCUCAUGACUGCACAUCCCAUUCAGGCAGAGGCUGGUGCAGAGGAGGAGCCACUGUGGCAGUGCCCUGUGCGCCUCGUGACCUUUAUUGGUGUUGGUCGUGACCCACACACCUUUGGCCUCAUUGCCGACCUGGGCCGUCAGAGCUUCCAGUGUGCGGCCUUCUGGUGCCAGCCCCAUGCAGGGGGACUCUCCGAAGCUGUGCAGGCUGCUUGCAUGGUUCAGUACCAGAAAUGUCUUGUGGCCUCUGCGGCUCGAGGCAAGGCCUGGGGUGCCCAGGCCCGUGCCCGCCUACGACUCAAGCGGACCAGCUCUGUGGACUCCCCUGGAGGUCCCCUGCCCCUCCCCCUGCUCAAAGGAGGGGUUGGGGGUGCAGGGGCAGCCCCUCGAAAGCGGGGCAUCUUCUCUUUUCUUGAUGCCUUCCGGCUGAAACCCUCUCUGCUCCACAUGCCCUAAAUUAAUCGGGGAGGACUGGGUAAGGAGGUUCUGGGUCCAUGCCCGACUCUGUACCCCUUCAUUCCCCAGGGACCUGCAGCCUCUCGCCCCUUGGAGCCUUCUCUGCUUUCCCCACUGACCCUUGCCCACCCUCUAUUUAUUGCCCAAUUUAUUGUUUAUAUGGAUGAUUGAGAGGCCCUGUACCACAGCCUAGGCCCCGGGCUCUCCUCUCCCUGGGUCCCUGUGUUCCUUGCCCCUGUCCAGCCCUGGACAGUUGGCUCUACCUCAGCAACACUUUAUAGCAAAAUCGGUACAAAUAAAAAUCCCUCAGUGACCUCA